Messenger RNA from Xyrichtys novacula (pearly razorfish), 5525 nucleotides. The record is from the annotation of a GenBank genome assembly. Lineage: Eukaryota; Metazoa; Chordata; Actinopteri; Labriformes; Labridae.
CCCACUUCCGGUCGUUUCGUCAACAACGUUAUUACCACCAGCCAUAGUGCACAUGGAAAUCUUCUGCCAGUGGGAGAAAUAGUUCUUGAAAUUUCGAGUUAAAGAACAGCAGAGGGGAUUGUUUGAGGUGACAAGAAGUGAGUGAUAAUGGGUAAGAAGAAGGCAGGAGGAGGAGCUGGACUGGGCAGAGCUCUAAUAAAGGAGAGACUUCAGGCAGGCCGAGGGAACAAGAAGGCCGACUCAUGGGUAUGAAAUGAGCAAAGAUUACUUUUAUACAACACUUUUUAACUAAUGGUAAACAGGGAAAUAGUUUAAUUGUUUAUAUCAUGUUACCAAGUCACUUUUAGUAGGAGUAAAAUACAGAGAUGUCACCACCGCCUGGUAAAAAUUAGUUAGACAUUAGAUAUUACAGGGUAAUGACCAUAAGCUGUUCCUGGAGGUACAUGAGGUCCAAACUGAAGCUUUAAGCACUAAUACUCUGUUAUUACCUGUAGUAGAAAGUUAUUACAAAUAUACACCUGUAUUGUUUUUUUUUUUUUUUAUGCUUUUACUGUAUUGCUCGGUGCCUCAGGUCAGCUGAUCAGCUGCUCCUGGAGGUACCGAGGUCCAAACCAAGCUCAGAGGGGAUAGAUCUUUUUCUGUUGUGGCCCCAAGAUUAUGGAACGAGCUACCCCUCCAAAUCAAACAAGCCCCCACACUGUCCAUUUUUAAAACUCCUCUUAAAACCCAUUUUUAUUCAUUGGCUUUCAACCUUGCAUGAGACUCGGCUCCUGUUUUAGUGUUUUAUGGUUUGUUUUUAGUUAUUUGUUUCUAUUGUUUUUAAAAACUGAAUGUAUAUUUUACUGUUUAAUAUCUGCCUUUAUUUUAUUCAUUGUUUUUAUUGUUUUGUCUAUUUAUGUACAGCACUUUUUUUUAGCUGUGGUUGUUUUAAAGUGCUUUACAAAUAAAGUUCAGUUGAGUUUUAUUUAUCCACUCUUUGUAUACAUGUGUGUGAAGUGUGGGGCUGUUUUGUGACAUUCCUCAUAGGGAGCACAUGACCAUUUUAAAUCAUUCACUUGUGAAGAAUCGUGAAAAACUCAAAGUUUCUUUUAAUAUAUUUCUAUAAUGCCUAAUAUUCAUCUUCUGUUUGACAUUCACAGAUCCACACAAGUGAACUUAAUGAUGGUUACGACUGGGGGCGACUGAACCUGCAGUCAGUCACGGAGCAGAGUUCUAUGGACGACUUCUUGGCCACAGCUGAACUGGCAGGAACAGAGUUUGUUGCUGGUAGGAAAGAUAUUACUUAACUUAUAUAAAGAGCUAUUGCUAUACAUUUAUAUUCGUAGCAUCGUAGGACUAUGAAAGCUUUUCAUAAACUGGCAUGUUUCAUAAACAUAAACUGCACUCUGUCGUCCUCCCCUCACAUCCGGAACCUUGGAAUCAUCUUUGACAAGCAACUCAAGUUCGACCGCCAUAUUAACCACAUCACUAGGGACCGCCUUCUUUCACCUCAGAAACAUUGCCCGGCUCCGCCUCUCACUCACUUUCUCAGCUGCCGAAACCCUGAUCCAUGCUUUCAUAACAUCCAGACUAGAUUACUGCAACAGCAUCCUAUUUUGCUUUAUUUUCCAGAGAAACUCAAUGUCAGGUUUGUGCCAGCUGAAGCUAGAGCUGGUUUAUUAACCACUGAGGAGAAAAACCGUCUGAAGAAGCUGCAUGAAGAAAACAGGCAUUUUCUCAGGAUCCCUCGACGGUAAGAAGAAUAAACUUUUUCUUUUUCUUUUAUAAAACCAUGACCCUGUGUUUUGUACAUGUUUUCAUCACAUCUCUCCGAUAUUUAAGCCCCCACUGGGAUGAAAGCACGAGUCCAGAGGCGCUGCAGCAAGCAGAGAAAGACAGCUUCUUGGAGUGGAGACGAGAGCUUGCACAGUAUGUAACAACAAACCCACUCAGUGAAAGUCAUGUCUGUAAUCAAGACCACUCUGUGUAACGUGCAGUUUUAAUGAUGUAAGAACUGGAUGAGACGCAACAGCAACCCUGACUGUAUCAUCUUUUAAGGCUGGAGGAGGAGCAGAAGUUAAUUCUAACCCCAUUUGAGAGGAACCUGGAGUUCUGGAGACAGCUGUGGAGAGUGAUCGAGAGGAGGUAAAACUGGAGAGUUGUAUGCUUUUACCGCCUAUAUUACACAAAAUAUUGACAUUAUAUGAUACCCAUGGCAAAAAUGAUCUUUUGUGUUUUCUCAUAGUGACAUUGUUGUUCAAAUCGUUGAUGCCAGAAACCCACUGUUGUUCAGAUGUCCUGACCUGGUAGGUAAAAAAGCACAGUUGUGUUAAUGGGAAAGGAUAAUUCUUAUAUUUUAUUGUUGAUUACGACUUGUACGUCACAUUUCAUAAUGUUUAUUCUCUUUAUAGUUUAUAGUUGUUAUUUUUUGUUGCUGUUAUUUGUCUUCUGGUUUGUUUGUCUUGCAUUCGCUCUUUCUUUAUUUAAUGUGUAAAAUAAAUAAAAAAAAUAACAAGCUAGAUAGAGGAAUUGUCAGAUGAGGAAAAUGCUUCAUAAAAUAAUGUUCUGUAUGAUGUGUCUGCUUCAUGCCACCAGGAGUCAUACGUUAAAGAAGUGUCAGAGCAUAAGGUGAAUAUGCUGCUGGUAAACAAGGCUGACUUGCUGACCAGAGAGCAGAGACGAGUUUGGGCCAGACACUUUCAGAAAGAUGGGCUUAGAGCAGUUUUCUGGUCUGCACUGGCUGAGGGCAACAGACUGGAUGCCGAGGAGAAGGUCAGUGGGAGGUUUAAAAAGAGAUAUUUAGUGCCUUGUCUUUGAAGGUUGAAUUAUUUGUUACCUAUUUCUUAGCAAAAGACAUUCAUGUCUAUUGUGGGAAAUCAACAUGUCUAUUUGUGGUUCAAGGUGGCUUUGAAGGAGCACUUUAAAACGAAACACCUUUUUUUUUUACAGGGCAUGGAAGUGGAGGAUGAAGAAUGUGAACAGAGUGAUGAAGAAGAAGAGGGACAACCAGAUAAUGAAGAACUCACAGCAGAAAAAAAGACAGAUGGAGAGUCCGAGGUGAAGACAACAGUAGAGGAGGAUGAUGAAGAGCAGCAGGAAAGGAUAUCUCUUGAUGAAGAGGACUGGCACACCUGCUCAGAGGAUGAGGGGGAAGAAGAAGAAGAAAGACCAGCUGAUUCUUCUAGUGGAUACUCCUUCCGUAACUCGAGCCGGUUGCUGCAUAAGGACGAGCUGUUAGAGGUGUUUAAGUCUGCUCACAACGGGCCCAGAUAUAAAGAAGGACAGCUGACUGUGGGGCUGGUAGGUACAAAGACACUAGACAGUUUAUUAUGUGUCUUAUAGACAGUUAUGAAAAGGUUAACAAGCUCGCAUUAAAACACACCUCUUCAAGAAUUGGCCAGAUUGCUCUUUAGUCAAAGUGCUCUCCUAACUAGCACUAUAAACAGUUAAAGUUGAUUGUAGUUUAGUUACAGUUUCCUCUGCAUGUAAUUUCAAUAGGUUGGGUAUCCAAAUGUGGGAAAGAGUUCAAGUAUCAACACUAUUCUAAGGAAUAAGAAGGUGUCGGUUUCAGCCACUCCUGGACACACAAAGCACUUUCAGGUACAAAAUUAUUUCACAGGCUUUCAUUAUGAAUUUAAGUCAUUUGUUUUAUAACAAGAUGAUUUUUUUUUCUUUUUCCUGACAUGUAUCCCAGACUCUGUAUGUGGAGCCUGGUCUCUGCCUCUGUGACUGCCCAGGUCUGGUCAUGCCCUCCUUUGUUUCAACCAAAGCUGAGAUGAUCUGCUCUGGGAUUCUGCCCAUUGACCAGAUGAGAGAUCACGUACCUGCUGUCUCUCUUAUAUCCUUUUAACACGUCUGUCACAGCGUCUUGAGUUUAUUGCCUCCUGGAAACACAGCUAUCACGUCUCUUUAAAAAAAUAUAUUCAAAUAACAGAAAUUAAUUCUAAAAUAAUAUGUGAACUUUUAAAUUAUAUAGCUAGAACUGGGUUGAAACAAUGUGAAACUUUAAGUUAAGACAGUUUCUUGAUCAGUCAGUCAUUUAUGAGCCCUUAACAGAGUGGUCACAUUUGUCAGUCUGUCCCUCGGCAUGUGUUAGAAGGCACUUAUGGCAUAAACAUCAUCCGACCAAGAGAAGACGAAGACCCUGACAGAAACCCCACCUCUGAAGAGCUGCUCAUGGCUUAUGGAUGUGAGGCUUUAAGACAUUUCUGUUAAAACUACACUCAAAACAGAACAAAAGAAAAUUGAGACUUUUUCAAUAUUUUUUUUUAUAUAGUGUAUCAGCCCACUUUAUGAAUGAGCUGUGUUAAUCAGUUAAUCUAAAUCUUGUCAGUAAUCAAGCACUGUGAAUAAGAGCUGACUGAAGUGUUUUACUCUGUGUUCUGAUUUCAGACAUGAGAGGAUUUAUGACAUCGCACGGCCAGCCUGAUCAGUCCAGGUCAGCCCGGUACAUCUUGAAGGAUUAUGUCAGCGUAAGUGCCAGAUUGAAAAAAAAAAAGAUAAAUAAGAUUGCUGGUACAUUUUGUACAUUAUUUUGUUGAAGUGGACUGCUUGUUUGUCAGAGGCGGAAGGGUUUAAAAGUGCAAAAGGAAACACCCCCCUGAGAAUAAAAGUAUUCUCCUCAUAAUCAUGUCUCUCUACAGGGCAAACUUCUCUACUGCUACCCUCCCCCUCAUAUUAAUGCUGAAGACUUUCAGCCACAACACAACAAGUUCCUGAACAGAGACGUGAACAACUGUGACCUCUCUGCAACAACUACCAAACACAGGGUCAAACGAAUUGAAAACAUGGUUGAUAAGAACUUCUUCCAUCAGGUAUGACACAUCAUCAGUUUGUGAGAAAAAUGCCUCAAUGCCAGAAAGUUUUUAAAAAGAUCAAAUAUAAAUCUGCAGCAAAGUUGUUUGUCUGACUGAAUUUCUGAAAUCAGGAAAACGUGCGAGCACUCUCCAAGGGGGUCCAGUCCGUCAUGGGCUACAAACCAGGCAGUGGACCUGUUGGCCCCGGAAAAGCUGAAUCUGAGAUGGUGGUGGGAAAACCCUGGAAAAAACACGGCAACAAAAACAAGAAAGAGAAAGUACGCCGUCUUAACAAACAUCUGGAUGCCUGACAGUGAAUUUGAAACAAGGGAUUUGAAAGAACACACCGUUUAUGCAAUCAAGAGAUCCCCUGAAAUAGAGUUGGUUUGUGAUUCCAAAGGAAUUCUGACGAAAAAAAUGUGUGGAGAGAUUUAGUCCUUUUAGUUUUUUUGUGAUCAGCCUAGGAGGUGCGUAAUUCAUCAUUCACUGCUCUGCUCUGAAGAUCACAAAGAUGCAAUCCAUUCCAUCAACAAAAUCACCAUCAUCUGAACUCACUACAGUUUUCAGAAAGGGACAUCAUUGUUACAACAUGAAUACAUUUUUAUGGACAUCUCCAUUUAUACAGUAACGCUCUUUCAAAAGGCACAUUCAUUUACCAGAAACAUCGCUGUAUUUUGGAUGUUGCAGUUGUGAUUAUUGUAAAGAUUUAUAAUGAAAUAAAUUGGAAGUUUUCAUGUGAAUGUUUCACUA